AUGUCCGCUUCAGAGGUUGCCGCCACACAUAACCUAGUUUUCGCCGGGAUAACUGAUUCCGGUGCUAUUAUCAUUAACGGGGUUAUGCUGGAUUCUUAUCAUUUGAGCACCAGCUUGUCUUUUCAUCAUAUAGAAUCUGUCACAAAAUUCACUGCUGAAGAGACAUCACCUGAACGUGAGCAAGCCACCGAUGAAUCAGGUAUCACUGCUGGAGCUCCGGCAGUAACGCCUGUAUUUCAGGGUGGAAGUAUGAGUGAGGAAACUAUUUCAGCGACAGAGCAGUGGGAGAACCACACAAUGACCGCAGGAUUGGAUCCACGGAUCCAGGCUCAAUUAGAACGGAAGCAUGAACAAGAUAAUGAUAUGAUGGAACCAAUUGCUUUGAGCGGUCCGUUUGAGCGCAAACGAACGUCAUCGCUUGUUGCAGCACUCCUUUCUGGAGAUCGCGAACCCGGAUAUAAAGCAUAUGUGCAAUUUGUGAGUCCCAGUGGUGUAGCACAAGUGAUCGAAGCCUGUGAUAAUGAGGAGGAGUUCGAUGGGAUGGAGCGAUCUGUUGAGUCAGUUGUAGGCCGUUUGCUCUUCACUCUGAGUUCGCUGAAAAUGAGCGACCCUGAUCGGCACGCAGCUGCAAUUCAUCGCUUGCAGGAUCUUGAAGAGGAAUUGCGCGCCGCCGGGGCUGUUUGUCCUCCAGAUACUACUGCUUCAAAUGCUAUCUCCAAGAUGCUUGCCUCAGCAUCGCCCACUUCUGAUAUUCAGAUUCGUAUUAAUUCUUCUCAGUAUAUCACUACAACGAAAUCUGUUUUUGAAACGGAGACGCCUGGCAUGGAAGGUCUUGAUGCAGCAACAGUGCAGCACUUGCAACAACAGCUUAUAUCAAACAUGAGUGUGCCGGAAACUCCUUUAUCUUCAGAACCAAGUGCGCCAACAGUAACCGAUCAGAAGCAUGAAACCAUGGCGGAGGGCUUCACCAAUGAGGACGGCUCUGCGGUUGUGUCAAAGAAGAUGACGCGCGUUGUAACUACAACACGGACAACACUUCCAGGAGAUUUGAUACGAUUGAAAGUGAACGAGCAGGUGUACUCGGGCAGUGUGGAUCCCGGUGAUCAGCACAUACAUUUGGUACCAAUUACUAAGCAGCAGCAAAAGCUGGAUUCAAUCGAGCAGCAACAACAGCAAGAGCGGCAGUAG
Molecule: messenger RNA, 1188 nt
Organism: Cercopithifilaria johnstoni
Lineage: Eukaryota; Metazoa; Nematoda; Chromadorea; Rhabditida; Onchocercidae
Source: the annotation of a GenBank genome assembly